Molecule: messenger RNA, 2383 nt
Organism: Acanthoscelides obtectus
Lineage: Eukaryota; Metazoa; Arthropoda; Insecta; Coleoptera; Chrysomelidae
Source: the annotation of a GenBank genome assembly
AUCUAUGAGGAGGAAAUGAAGUCUUGAAUUCUUCAUUCUACGAGUAACUUGACAUUAUGAACAGUUUUAGAACAUUGGAAACCUUCACGUGUGAUUUUAGUUAGUAAAAAACCUAUUUUGAAAACUUAGGUCGCCCUGGAUGUUUUAGACGAAAUACUUCUUCAAAAAUGUAUACAAGACAAAAUAGUUCAUUAUUAAUGUAGCAUUAUUUUUAAUUAUUGUCACAAUUUUUGUUUAAUAUGACAAGAGGGCGUCGCACUCUUUUAAAAUUGGAAAUUUUUCUUGGCACUUUACGGAGAUCCCAGCAUUUAUUCGUUGUCAAGGAAAUAUAUAAAUAGAAUAACCUUUCAAUGCUUCGGCGGUAGCUAAAUGUAUACGCCAAUGUCUAUUAUAAAGCGCAAUCAGGUUUUUUCUACCAAGUCACGUAAAACUACGUCACAGAAAUGCAAUACUACUGUUUAUUGGCCAGGAGAAAUUUCAUUGCUUAUGUUUAUAAACGAGGUUGAUUCUUUUGAAACUGCAUAAGAAAUGGAAAGUGGGAGGUGGAUCGUACGGUCUGCAAUGUUAUUCGUGUUCAGGAGACAACUGCAACGAUCACAGUAAAAUGGAGGAAUGGAAAAAAGUAACAUGCGGAAAAAGCACCGAUCCCAAACAGGAGCCGGCUUGCGUGAAACACGCCUACAAAGAUAAGGCUGACAAAGAGAUGGUAGAAAGGGCGUGUCACCUGGUGCCCAUCUCCGGAGAGUACACCUGCACUAGGAUUGGUGACACCACCACUGUGACCUGUACAACCUGCAAAGCUGACCUUUGCAACUCAGCCCAGAAAGUCAACUUCAAUAUUGUGGCAAUUUCUGGAGUAAUCUGCAGUUUCCUUCUCACGAAGCUGUUUUUGUGAAAUUAUGGUGAUACCUUUAUAAUUUAGGUCCUAAGUUAGGUUUAUGUGUAAAUUUAUUGAAUUGUUAAUGUUCUACUUAUAAUUAUUUGAUAUUUGGUUUUUCUGUUCAAAUAUACAUCCCAUUUAUAUAGUUUAAUUAAAUUGUUGUUAAACUAAAAUAAGUUCGUUUACUACUUAUAGUUAAUUUGUAUUUUGUUUUUUUUUCAAAUAUACAUCCCAUUUAUAUAGUUUAAUUAAAUUGUUGUUACUCUAAAAUACGUACAUUUAUUAAUUGUGACAAGACGAAUCCAGUCAUCAAAACCUGAGAAAGUAACCGCUUUUGUAAGGCAAAUUUAAACGAGAAUAGAUUUCCAAAUAACUGAAAUACUAGUUAUUUUGAACAAAUAUCGAAAUAUAACUGUAAAAUGUAGAUAUUCAGUUGUAAUGUGCAUGUAAGUUUUCUAUCGAUGCAGAAUUUUGCCCCAGGGAUGACACAAUUUCUGAAAACCCAAAAGACAAAGAUUCCACUCUAGUCUAUAUCUAUUAUUAUACUACUGGUGGCGGCAUGUAAACAUUUCUUCUCGUUUUUCUAUCGCUCUUCUUUUAUAAAAGCAAUGCUCUUACCAAACACUGAUUGAUUGAAUCAUUACUGAAAUGCUCCUCCCCUCACAUUUCAAAUCCGUGUUGGGUCUCGAACACCACGAACGUGCAUUUUUAAGAAGUACUAGUAGUGGCCUAGGUAUUCUUAAAAGUCGAUACCUCGCGGAAAACAUAUCAGCUAAGGUGGGUGAUCACACUCUUUGUAACGCGAGUUAUUGAAAAGUUGAUUUGUUGGCUUCGGUUGUAGACGCUAAAACUAUAAUGCGAGCUAACAGCAUACGUACGUUUCCCAGUAAAUAAACAAUUAUUUCCUCUGAAAUAAACUAUUACUUUAUUUUCAUUUUAGGUAAUGUAUCGGUAGUGUUCCUAGGAAAGUCAACGGCUACUUGUGAGGCCGAUCAAAAAAUUGACAGGUGGCCUUGCUAGGGCGAAGUGCCUUAUUAGGAAUAUUUGAGAAUCUCGAAAGUUUUUACUUGUAGGGGAAAGUGGGGUGUACUGGUUUUAUUAAUCUGUCUAGAGGGUGGCAGCGGUCGUCGGAACAUUAGUGGUUAGAAGAUGUUUACCUCGGGAGGGGGGUUACGGCUAUGAAAAAUUAAAGAGCGGGGGAGAGGGGUGGCAGCUACAUGCUUAAGUACGUAACUAGCGCUUCUGAGAGCAAAUGCCCAUGUAACAAUUAGUGACAAUUUAAGAACGGGAGUAGGAUACAUCUAGGCGGGUCUCAUGUUUCACGACCCAGUCCUAGCAAGGUAAUUUUCACACCAUGUGCGUAAUUUGUAUGUAGUUGAAGUCAUAUAGGCAGCUAUUUUUAUUACAAAGUUAGUUUUAAGUCAUUCACUAUAUCGGCUUUGUAUGGAGCUUUGUAACUGCAACGCCUUUUAAAAGAGCUUAAUAAAACUUGAAUUCAAUGAA